AUGUAUGUCGCUGCUACCUACUGUGCAACAAAACACAAAGAAACAAUGAAUCAAGCUAAUGUCACCAUAGAAAAGCCGGUUUUCAAUCGUCAACAGUCGGUUUACGAUGGCAUGACAAAUAAUACCGAAGCAAUUAUAGCCGUGUGGCUUGACACUAGUGCAGAUAAAUACGAAUCCACUCAAGACAAAAUAAGAAACACGGCCGAUAUACUAAAGAUCUUUUCGGAACCAGAUCAGUGUGAAAAAUAUAUUCGAAGUAUUGGAAAUGCUAAAUUCUUUUUAGCUAUCUCUAUUGAAUAUGCUCAAACACUUGUUGAAAAAUUGCACGCUUUGAGACAAUUACAUUCAGUUUAUGUGUAUUCCGACGAAACCAGUUCUGCUACAUCAAACAAUGAAUGGUUGGAUGAAUAUCCAAAGGUAAUAAACGUCUACGAUCAUCUUGAUUUAUUAGCCGAAGAACUUUCUACCACGAUUUAUAAAUAUUCUCGCAAUGCUAGUGUUCCAAUAACUAUCUUCAAGCAUCCUGAAGCAGAUCGAACCACAAACCUGCUAAACAAAUUCGCCUACUUUGUCGAUUUUUGGAAUCCAUUAUUCAUCGAUCUAAUUCUUGAUUUGCCUUUAUCAGAUUAUGAUUACCAAAAGAAAAGAUUUAUUCAAGAAUGUAAAACAUGUUAUCGGGCCGAUUUAACAAACCUGAAAAUAGUUGAAAAAUUUGAAAACACCUACAAACCGUCCGAAGCCAUUCAGUGGUAUAAACGUGAUUCAUUCGUGUACCGUCUUCUUAACAAAGUCUUACGACAACAAAAUAUCGAGGGUAUUCUAACAUUUCGCUUUUUCAUUUUGGAUAUGUUUGAACAACUCAAAACCAUAUAUAAGGGCUAUAUCAAUGACGACACUUACGAAGACAAUUCAUAUAUUAUAGUUUAUCGUGGACAGUUAAUGUCUGAGGAGGAACUCGAAAUUUUGAAAAAAGAUUUGGCUCCCGGUACAGUAGUUUCAGUAAACAGUUUUCUGUCGGCCUCACGUACGAGAAAGGUGGCUCUAAUAUUUUCUGGUGCAUCGGGCCUUCCAAAUGCUCAUUUGAAUUCAGUGGUAUUUGAAAUAAAAAUCAACAUACACCAUAAAAAUCUACUUAAGCGAAAACCAUUCGCUGAUGUUAGUCAGUUGAGUAAACAGGAUGAAGAUGAAUGUGAAGUUAUAUUCAUGGUUGGAUCAUUUUUUAGAAUUGACAACAUCGUAUAUGACGGGAUCGAAAAAGUGACAAUCGUCAAAUCAGUUCUUAUCGAUGAAGAUGAUCAUACAAUGUCCAUAACAAAGGAUUAUCAAAUUCUGAAAAGAACAAUAACGGUCGAAGGUAAGCUAAUUAGAAUCGGCAAUUUGUUAAUGGACCAUCCGUCAUACAGUCAAAGUUCCAAGGCCAAAGGAUACUAUAAAGUUCUGGAAAAUGAGCUGAAAUUAUCUAAAUCGAUAUUUCCCGCAUGUCUUGUUGGUCAAGGUUGGGUAGACUUCAAAAACGGAAAUUAUGAUUCAGCAAUUAAACUGCAAGUCGAAGCGUUGGCUAUCUACAACAAAUUAGACGAUAAGAAUAAUAAUGAAUCGGCUAUAUCUAGUUUGAAUUGUAUUGGGGCGGCUUACAUGAAACUUAAUGACUAUCCAAAAGCUCUAGACUAUUAUAAUAGAGCUUAUAACUUAUCUAACCCGAUUGAUGAUAGGGACGCUGAGCGAGUGACCUAUCAAGGUCCAUGUAUUCCCAUUGAUAAGUUUGCAAUGUACGACGGCUACCGAAAUAUUUCAUCUAUUAAGAUGGCUUGCAUACAAAAAAUGAAUGGUAAUUGUCAACAAGCUUGGGAUAUAUACAAAAACGCAAUCGAUUAUGAAAUGCGAGACACAAUCAACUUCCAUAGUCAUACCUGCAUGACAAUAGCCGAAGCUGGAGUUCUCGAAGCAAAAACGCCUGAAGAUCAAAAUAAAGUGUGGAAGAACUGGAAGAGUUUUCUUAACAUUGGCUUAGGUGAUGUAUUAAAAUAUCGUUCGUCAGCCAUUACCGGAUAUCUCUCGUUGGGUCAUCAGUAUACUAUAACCACUCGCCUUUAUAAUAACGUUUGCUGCCGAGAUAUGGCUAUCGAUUAUUUUCGAAAAGUUGAAAAGGAAUGCUUGAAUUAUGCUUCAAAUCGUGACCACUACUUGUAUACCCUUCAGUGUUACGAACGGCUGGCGGUUUUAUAUCAGGACAAAUCCGAUUUCAAACGAUCGAUUGACUAUUAUGAAAAAAUUAUCGGAUUAUGCUUGAAAUACAGUUCGAAUGAUUUGGAAAAUAUUAUUGUCGGUUAUAAGGGCAUGAUUGAAACUUAUGAGAAACAACUGAUAGCAACGUCAUCAGAGGACUCAGACAUUUCACUGGUGCUGUGUGAUGCUGUUAGGCCACCAGUCUCGCUUGAGACUUCUAUGUCAUCGGAUACACCGAGCAAUGGAACACUUUUUAAAAAUGUUAAACGUUUUCAUUUCGCAUUUGGACAAUACGAUAAGCGAGUUGACCUUUUGUUGAAUAGUGAGCCAGAUCUUCAUAAGAAACGCGUUUAUUGUUACAUGAAGCUGGCAGCUCUUUAUUAUGACCAAGAGAAAAUCGUUGAUGCUCAACAUUCGCUAUCUCAAGCCAUUUUACUAUGCAAACAAAUUGGCUCUGAAUUAUUCGAUGUCUUGGUGAUAUGUAAUGAAAACAUAGCCUUUAUCCAUGGUAAUUUCGAUUUAAUUAUUCAGUCCUACAGAAAUCUACUUGAGAAUCGACUUAAAGGCGAUUCCAGCGCAUGUAUCGGUGAAGAUAACUACUGCUACAUAGCUCAGCUAUACGAGAAAAAGAAUGAUUUUAAUUCAGCUUUCGAAUACUACCAGAAACCGGUUGAAUAUUUUGAACAACAUGGUCAUCUAUGUUCCCAUACAAUUUAUUGUUUUAUGAAACUAGCCAAACAUUACCAGACGACAAAAAAUGAUUUUGAUUCGGCAGUUGAUGUUCUCGAAAAGGGAAUUACUCUAGUGUUAAAACAUCGUCGAGAGCCAAUGAUAACAGCAAUUUCAAUUAUUCGGCAGCACUUAGUUGAGCAUUUUAAAGUAAAGAAUGAUUUGAAUACCGCCAUCCUCAUUUAUGAAAGCGUUUGUGAACUUGUUAAAUAUGAGAGAACUGACAUUAUUAUACUGUAUCGGGAUUUCAAAAAAGUUCUUAAACUAUUAGUCAAACAAAGGCACGCCGACGUCUGCGAUGUCGUUCUCGAUGCUUAUGAAGCCUUUCUCGAUUUAAUUCUGAAAACUAUCGGCCCUCUAACUCCUCAUAUAAAGACAAUCUUGGCUCAUUACAAAAAUUUUGCUGUUAUCUACAAAAAAUUAAUUGACUCGCCUUCAGCCAUUGAAAUUUACCAAAAAUUAAUUUGUCUAACACUCAAACAUCCAAAUGAUACAGUAAAGAUAGUUUGGGAAUACAAAGUAAUUGCCGCGGAGUUUGGCACAAGAGGUCAUCUGGAUGCUUCAGUCAAUGCCUACGAAAAACUUUUGGAGUUUGCUUGUCAGCAUCAUUCCACUAAUGGUUUCUCCGAAGGUGAUUUAAUUGAUUUCGUUCUUGUUGCCUGGAAAGAAAAAAUAAUUAGUCGACAUCUAACAGAAAAGAACUUUGAUUCAGCAAUAAUUUUACACUAUAAGAUAAUCCAUUUUCUCGAAAAAUAUCGAUCGAACGUGAACACCGAUUACGUCUUAGACGAGUUUAUAGCAAGAAUAAUGGAGAGUUAUAGUGAAAUUGCUAGAAUUUAUCAUGAAAAAAAUGAUAUUGAUCGAGCAAUUGACACUUAUGGAGAAACAAUUGAAUUUCUAACGAUAUAUGAAACACAAACUGUGCAGGAACAUAUAACUUUGAUCAUUUCAAAAUGUCACGCGUUUGCUGCAAAGCACAGAGAAAGACGAGAAUUUGAUUUUGUAAUAUCAUUAUAUUCGAAACUUAUUAUGUUCAUUCAAAAAUAUCGUUUAAACUAUUUGUUCCAUUUAGCAGCUGCUUAUAAUCGACUAGCCGAAUUAUUAGAAAACGUCGCUUACAAACAUUCGGCUGAACUCAUUCUUGCCACCAAUUGUUGCUAUCUACCAAACGCUCAACGUUCCGCAGUCCUUAAUAAAUGUGUUUUAGAUUAUAUACAGAAGGCUGAAUAUUAUCUGAGCAAUAAUCAACUUGACUUAGCUAUAAAAACGUAUAGAACCGAACUUUUGGCAUUUUUGCUGGAAAAUCAUUCUCUAGAAGAUGAGCGAAUUAGUUCGUGUUACAGAAAUAUGGCAUCAGUACACUACGAACAGAAUGAAAAUGUUCAGACACUGCAAUUCUACCUGAAAGCAGUCGAUAUUUAUGAAUCACAAAAAGAGAGCUUCUAUACAGAUAUUGCCUUUGAAUUGAAUCCAAACGUCUGUCGGCGCUACGCUGGAACACUGUUUACCUGCUAUAAUAACAUGGCAACUGUUUACCAAGCUAUACACGACGUAAUUUCGGCGGAAAUAUGUAGGCAAAAAAUCAUUGAUAUUUAUGAAAAGCACAAUGAUCAGUUUCAGUUAAUUAGGAACCCUGCAAUUAACAUUAUUACUGUUCAAAUAUGUCCUAUGGUUGAACUAAAUUAUUGA
Messenger RNA from Didymodactylos carnosus, 4644 nucleotides. The record is from the annotation of a GenBank genome assembly. NCBI's taxonomy places the organism in Eukaryota, Metazoa, Rotifera, Eurotatoria, Philodinida, Philodinidae.